CUUGAACUCGAUCAUGAACCCUCUCUCUUUAUGCUUACUGCGGAUACUUCCUCUGAUCUGUGGGCGAGGGGAGUGAAACCCUGGACAGCUUAUUUUCGCGAAGAGCGAGCACCUCCCCCUCCAGAUGAGGUGGUCAGCGAAAGCAUCCCCCCACACGAACCCUACACGAACGCGGACGCGACCAAAUUUCUUCGACGUUUCGACCCAGCCGCCCUACAACAUGUAGUUGGAAACACUACACUGAACCUAGCUUUUGUCAACACUGUCUUGCGCACCACCGGACCCGUCAUCAGUCAAGAUAACGGUGGCCUUUGGCAAUUCGUAACACCACCAGGUGCCUUUGGCCGUGGACGAACCGCGAAGCACGAAUCCAGUUAUUAUGACUGGUUCAACUGGAUCUUGUCUUAUCCUGCUGCCCACGCUGUAAACGCCGUACGCGACCGACUUUACCAAGACGGCGGAGUGCCUGUGCCACUCAAUUACAGCGAAGCGGAAAGAGUCAAUGAAACGCAUGUAGGGUCCGCUGAUAUUCUCCAUCAAUGGUAUGAAACGGGCAGCAGUACGCCAUGUACACCACACGAAUUCAAGCGCGAUAAAGCUAUGCGUGUUGACGGCCAUUCUGUUCUUGACUUCCUCUAUGAACAAGCCGGCACUAGCUCUGGAUAUGCUUUCCGAUCUUGUGCAUCACUGUCCACUCUCGGAGGCAAAGGGAAAAAUGUUUUGUGCGAGCUUAUCAAUGAGAUGAUUACCGCCGACACUGGCCAUGGUAUUAUCUGUACCCAGGAGCAGUACGCAAUGAUUCGUGUUACCGACUCAUUGCAGCUGGAAAUAAGUCCUGUUUAUGCUCUCCGCGACUCCCCUACUCAAGCAGACGACAUGGCGCUGUUGGUCCUUUUCUACGCUCAUGCCGCACUUCGCGCAGGAAAGACCUACCAGGACGCAGUGACUACGGCAAUGCGAAUCACGCUGCCCCUGUUUCCCACAUCAGUGUUCCAGCCAUAUGAGGGUGUCUUCAGAGGUGGAGUGAUCGGCCGUACAAAACUGGUCCCGAAAUUCGCUGGUUCUUGGUUCCCUCUGUCGUUGGCUUGGUUUGACGGGACCGUCCGAUUUGACAGUAACGGUAUCACUGUCGCCUAUGGACAACUCGUUUUCCUCCUUUUCCCCAGUCCUGGCUUAAUCACAAAAACCUCACAUGAUACCUCUGCGACAGAGCGCCUUGUUCACGAGUAUAAUGUUUACUCUACCUUGCAGGACCUCCAGGGCGCGGCUAUUCCAAAGGUUGUCGGGAUCUUCGAGACGAAAGACUCCGAGUCAAGGCAUACAGUACUUAUGAUGAGCUGGAUGGGCCGAGCUUUGAAGACAUUCAACGAGUUAAACCUCCAUGAAAAGACCGUACUCUUCCACCGUCUCAUUCGACUCCACAGGGCUGGUGUGCAGCACAACGACCUGGAACCCCGAAAUGUGACCAUGUCGUCUUCUGGACCAGUUAUCAUUGACUUCGACCGCGCAUCGCUGAACCACAACUGCCCUGGAGCGUUAUGCAAGGAGCUUCUCCAGGUUGCACAGGCUCUCGGCCUUGAUCCUGUGGUCGAGCUGACGGCCCUCGACGCGAAGGCGGUCGCGACAAUAAGAACAUACUUACCUUUCGUGCUUAUCCGCAAAACCACAAGUGCAAUCAAGACCAUGUUCCAUUUGUUCGUCGACGGGAUUGGAAAAAAAAACUUGGAGCAUGGAGAAUACAAUAGCAUUUCGCCGAUAUCUGAGGAUUGA
This is a messenger RNA of Mycena indigotica, 1770 nucleotides long. Its product is annotated as Kinase-like protein. The transcript is spliced from 4 exons. Lineage: Eukaryota; Fungi; Basidiomycota; Agaricomycetes; Agaricales; Mycenaceae. The coding region runs from base 31 to 1770 and encodes 579 amino acids. The record is from RefSeq and is a predicted model, not a curated record.